Debaryomyces tyrocola is the source of this 1659-nucleotide messenger RNA. Lineage: Eukaryota; Fungi; Ascomycota; Pichiomycetes; Serinales; Debaryomycetaceae. The record is from the annotation of a GenBank genome assembly.
AUGACUACUGCUAUUGGAUUAGAAGAUAAUUCCAAAGGAAACGUUAUUACUGUUAUGACUAAAGAUCCGUUAGUGUUUUGCAUAAUUGCAUUCGCAUCUAUUGGAGGUUUACUCUUUGGGUAUGAUCAGGGAGUUAUUAGUGGUAUAGUUACUAUGGAAUCAUUUGCGGCAAAAUUCCCAAGGAUUUUUUCUGAUCCUGAUUACAAGGGAUGGUUUGUUUCUACAUUUUUGUUGUGUGCUUGGUUUGGUUCAUUGAUAAAUUCACCUGUUGUUGAUAGAUUUGGAAGAAGGGAUACUAUAAGAAUAGCUUGUGCCGUAUUUGUUAUCGGAUCUGUCUUUCAAUGUGCAGGCAAAUCGGUUAGUAUGCUUUUCGCUGGGAGAGCAGUUGCUGGUAUCGGUGUCGGACAAUUGACUAUGGUAGUUCCAAUGUAUAUGUCGGAAUUAGCGCCACCUUCAGUAAGAGGUGGUUUAGUUGUAAUACAGCAAUUAUCAAUAACAAUAGGUAUUUUGAUAUCAUUUUGGAUAAAUUAUGGCACUCAAUUUAUUGGAGGAACUAAAUGCGCUCCCAACCAAGAUUACAAAGGCGAUACAUUCGACCCAUAUGUCGAUGUUCCUCAAGGUGGUUGUUACGGUCAAAAAGAUGCUUCCUGGAGAGUUCCAUUUGGUUUACAAAUUGCACCAGCUUUCAUUUUAGGUGUUGGUAUGUCUUUUUUCCCAAGAUCACCAAGAUGGCUCUUAUCAAGAAAAAGGGAAGAAGAGGCAUGGGAGUCUUUGAAUUAUUUGAGAAGAAGAAAUAAUCCUGAUAUGAUUGAUGCUGAAUUCAACGAAAUUAAAUCGGACGUAUUAUUUGAACAAAAAUAUAACGACAGGAAAUUCCAAGGAAAAACUGGAAUGUCUUUCUAUAUAUCAUCAUAUUGGGAUCUAUUCUCUACCAAAUCCAAUUUUAAGAGAGUUUUUAUAGGCUCUGCUGUUAUGUUCUUCCAACAAUUUAUUGGUUGCAAUGCAAUUAUUUAUUAUGCACCAACAAUAUUUAGUCAAUUAGGAAUGGAUUCCAACACCACAGCAUUGUUAGGAACAGGUGUCUAUGGGAUUGUUAAUUGCCUUUCAACUAUUCCUGCUAUCUUUGCUAUCGAUAGAUUCGGCAGAAAAACUUUGUUGAUGGCUGGGGCAGCCGGAACUUUUGUUUCGUUGGUUAUAGUAGGUGCAAUUGUCGGUAAAUAUGGUGAUACUUUAUCUAAGCAUAAAACUGCUGGUAGAGCGGCAAUAGCUUUUAUUUUUAUAUAUGAUUUCAAUUUUUCAUAUAGUUGGGCACCUAUUGGAUGGGUUUUACCAUCAGAAAUCUUCUCUAUUGGAAUCAGGUCCAAAGCUAUAUCCAUUACUACUUCAUCAACAUGGAUGAAUAAUUUCAUAAUUGGUUUGGUCACCCCCCGUAUGUUGGAAACAAUGAAAUGGGGAACAUAUAUCUUUUUUGCAGCAUUUGCCAUAAUUGCAUUUGCUUUCACUUGGUUUGUUAUCCCAGAGACUAAAGGAGUACCUUUAGAAGAGAUGGAUUUAGUUUUUGGUGAUUUAGAUGCGUUACAAGAGAAGCAAAAUUUCUCUCAAAUGAAUGAAUUAUCGAAAAUGGAUUCAAUUAAAGCUACAACAGAUAUUUCGGAAUAG